CACCAUAUAUCAAUCUUAAUCCAAGUAAUUGUGUAAAUGUAUAAAUUAAUUACUCUUCAAGUUUGCAGUGAGGUAGACAACGUGAUCCCAUUGUGUUUGGUACUAUAACACUUCGAUAUCCCAGUCUGAAUACAAUAUAAAUGUAUAUCUGUGCAUAGAUAUCAUACUUUCAUAUUUAGAUCUACCUAUAUAUGCAUACUGCAUUUACUACAUAUGUUAUGUAAUCAUCUAUCACCGAGCCGGAGAAUUGCGAUCCAGUGUAUGUAUGUCCAUAUGAACAUGUGCAGUUGACUCUCGUAGCGUGUAACUCGGUUUGUUGCUCAAAAUCAGAAGCAGUUAUUUUAAAAUUGUUUUAUAUUUGAACAAAAUAAUGUACGUCUUCGUGUACGGAACGUUGAAGAGGGGAUGUCCAAAUCAUUACGUGAUUGAGAAUAAGGACAACGGUGCAGCUGAAUAUGUAAGUGAUGGAAAAACGAAGGAUCUAUUUCCAUUGAUUGUCACUACAAAGUACGAAGUUCCAUUCUUAUUGGACAAACGAGGACAUGGAAAGAACGUGAGUGGUGAAAUUUACAAGAUCGACGACAAAAUGCUCCAAUUUCUGGAUAAAUUCGAACACAACCCAGACGUUUAUAUUCGAGAGGAAGCCGAGAUUGAAAUCAUUCCACCAACAAAUGGUCACCCUAAGACCGUGACAGCCUGGAUAUUUGUCUUCCACUCAUUCCGUGACGAUCUACUGGAUGAAGAGUACUUUGAAAAUUACAUAUGUAACAACUACGACGUAUUGAGAUCCAUUUCUGGCAAAGUUUCGCCGGAAGAGAGGAAGCAACUUUUAGACACGUUACGAAAGGAAAUUGGAAGUUAGGAUAAAAUUGCUGUUAGAUAUGCAAUCAUUUUGGAAUACUGAUAAAAAAUUCUUUAACCAAUACGAGAAAUUAAUUUGAAGAUGCAAUUUGUGACUUAAUUAGAGCCGUAAAUACUUUCACCUUCAUUUAUUCUUACUGUUUUGCAAUCUGCAAUAAAGAAAUUUAAAAAUGUG
Folsomia candida is the source of this 1036-nucleotide messenger RNA. RefSeq names its product gamma-glutamylaminecyclotransferase C. The coding region runs from base 371 to 862 and encodes 163 amino acids. Gene Ontology annotation, molecular function: gamma-glutamylaminecyclotransferase activity. Lineage: Eukaryota; Metazoa; Arthropoda; Collembola; Entomobryomorpha; Isotomidae. The transcript has 2 exons. The record is from RefSeq and is a predicted model, not a curated record.